GAAGAGAAAGAAAAGCUAGAUUUACUUUGCACAAAACUAGUUCAGGAACUGAAGUUAAUCAGUAACACAAGCUCUUUUCCUUGGGAUUGUAAAUUUUUUUUCUUUCAGCUCAGAUUAUUGCUCUGUGAUUAUAUUUGCUUAUUUCAACAAGUCAGCCAAGAUUUCUUUUGAUUCGUGUGCCAGUAGUUUCAUACUUGGAAGAAGCACAGUCAUGGCUCAGGCAGGAAUGCAAGAACUUCUUAAGAAGACAUUGGCAGAAAAUAAAGAUAUUGUGCCUUCAGAUCCACUGUUUUUGCAUAAUGGAGAGUUGUAUCCUACUAUGAUUUGUUGCCCAGAAACAUUGAAGAUUCUUGACACCUUUGAAACCAGGAGUGAUGAUGUGAUUUUAGUGGGAUACCCCAAAACGGGUACCAAUUGGGUUGGCCAGAUUUUAGUUGAGUUGGAAGCUGCAUCUGGCAAAUAUGACGAAGAAGAAAGAAGAAAGCGGAGCAUGCGGCAAAGAGAGCGAGAAUUAUCACUAUUCCCAUACUUAGAAUUUGGAGAUCCAGCAAAAUUUGAGAGGAUGAAGCAACUACCUUCCAGAAGGGUGAUAAAAACACAUCUCGCGCCUCAAAGACUACCCAAAUCAAUUUUCCAAAAGAAGGCAAAGAUACUGGUUUUGUUUCGGAAUCCAAAGGACACAGCUGUCUCUUACUUGCAUUUUGCAAAUGGCCUGAAGUUGCUUCCAACCCCAAAAACCUGGGAUGAGUUCUUUUCAGACUUUAUUAAAGGAAAAGUGCCCUGGGGUCUUUAUUUGGACCAUAUUAUUGAAUGGAACAAGUAUCUGGAUGACAAAAAUGUGAUGUUUAUUACCUAUGAGCAAAUAAAAGAGAAUGCAGCUCUGGAAAUUAAAAGAAUGGCUGAAUUCUUUGAUUUUACUGUGAACGAACAAGAGAUUCAGUCCAUUGUGGAGAAAACUAGUUUUAAAACCAUGAAAGAUGAAGCUUCAGAAACUAAUGAAGGAAUUGGCAAGUUUCUUUUCCGUAAAGGUGUUGUGGGUGACUGGAAGAAUGUCUUCUCAGAAGACCAAAAUAAAGAAAUGGAUAGAAAAUUCGAAGAGAGUGUUGCGAAGACAAAGCUUGGAAUGAUGAUGAAGUAUGAUGUGUACUGUCAGUACUGAAUGCAACAGUGAUAUAGAUUUCUCAUGGCAGGAUGGUAAUAGAUUAAUUUGAAUCAAUCAGAAUCGGUGUGUGUGUGUGUGUGUGUGUGUUUGCAUUUAAUUUUUUAUGUGUGUGAUUUCUUAUAUUAAGAUUGUGUUUGGCUAUCAACAGUAAUCAAACCUGAACCAGUUUUGCUGAGUACAAUUUUUUUCUAGCAUAUCACCUCUUUUUACAUUGUUAAUUCAAUGUAGUUUUUCAUGUAGUUAAUUCAAUGUAGUUGAAGAUUUUUCAAAUUUUAAUAAAUGUUCUACCUUCAUAACAACAAUCACCUGACAACCUUAUGAACUAUG
Molecule: messenger RNA, 1489 nt
Organism: Sphaerodactylus townsendi
Lineage: Eukaryota; Metazoa; Chordata; Lepidosauria; Squamata; Sphaerodactylidae
Product: sulfotransferase 6B1-like
Exons: 7
Coding region: 212-1159 (315 amino acids)
Biological process (GO): sulfation
Cellular component (GO): cytoplasm
Molecular function (GO): sulfotransferase activity
Source: RefSeq, a predicted model, not a curated record